Molecule: messenger RNA, 1391 nt
Organism: Thamnophis elegans (Western terrestrial garter snake)
Lineage: Eukaryota; Metazoa; Chordata; Lepidosauria; Squamata; Natricidae
Product: phospholipase A2 inhibitor-like
Exons: 2
Coding region: 220-1215 (331 amino acids)
Molecular function (GO): protein binding
Source: RefSeq, a predicted model, not a curated record
AUUUGCCUUUGAACAAAGGUUCAGCUGGGCACUGGAUCUUUUUUCUCCCCGUGAGGCAAUCAGGACGGGGGAAUUUUCCCCAAAGUUUUUGGGAAAGAUUUUUGAGGGCAGGAACUUUCUCCCAGCACUCAUAUAUAUAUAAGAGAGUAACUGCUGGACACAGCAGACCAAAAAGAGGAAGAGAAGCUGGCAGACAUUUGGUUUGCAGAGAGAAAUAGGAUGAAGCCUCCAACUCCACCUCUUCUGAUCGCCUGCCUUGUGAUGUCCCUCAACAGCUACACCCAACAGGUCCCUCAUUGCCUGCCCCUUCCCGGCUCAGAAAAGACGGUUUUUAUCUGCAAUGCUUCAUUGCUCCAUGAAUUUCCCAAAGGCUUCCCCAGUGAAACCAAGACAAUCUCCGUUCAGUCCACCCAGAUCUCCGGCCUUGACGCGGAGGCCCUGCAGGGUCUUCCGGAGCUCCAGGAGCUCUAUCUGACCAACAACCAGUUGAAGACCCUUCCGGGUGGCCUCUUCCGUAACCUCCCACACCUGCACUACCUGGAUCUUUCCAGAAAUCUCCUGGAAGAUCUACCUCCAGCGCUCUUUGCCAAUGCAGGUAACCUGACCUACUUAGCCCUCGGUGGAAACCAACUGGCCAAACUGCGCCCGUCCUGGUUCGAUACCCUGGAGGACCUCAAGAAGCUGCGCCUCGACCACAAUCAGCUGAAGGAGAUCCCGGAUUCUUGCUUCCGUAAGCUGACCCUGCUAACGUCCCUGGAUCUCUCCUCCAACCUCCUCCACUGCCUCUCUCCAGAGAUGUUUAGAGGCCUCACGUUUUUAAGGGUCUUAAGUCUGAAAAACAACCCCAUCCAGUCGAUUUCCCCCAACACCUUCCAUGAGACUCCCAAGCUGAGCAUGAUCUCACUGAGGAACACCAGCCUGACCCAUGUUCCGGCUGGGCUCCUUCAGUCCCUGAAGCAUCUGGGAUGGUUGGAUCUCGCCAGCAAUGAUAUCGUCUCUCUGGAUUCUCCCUUGGUCAACGUGACUUUUGUGCUCACACUCAAUCUCUCCGGGAACCCCUUGGCAUGUGACUGCCGCCUGCAGGCCCUCUUCAACUGGGCCCAGAAAGAUGGAGUGGAUUUGUUCUUCAAGGAGGAUGUGGUCUGCGCUUUCCCCAAACGUUUGAAGGGUCAAGUUGCAACUUCACUUAACGGAUCCCAACUUUGUCCCUGCUAAAGCCUUCAAGACGGAUCUUUUCCCAGCCUGCUCAGCUGGUGUGCUACAAGAUGGAUGGACUUCAACUCCUAGAAUUCCUAGGCCGGCAUGCUUUCAGAUGAUUGGACUUCAAUUCCCAGAAUCCCCCAGCCAUCAUGUAUCGACUUCAACUCCCAGAAUUCCCAAUGAGCCUGCUG